AUGUACAAAUGGUUCGAGGACCAGCAGAAGUUAUGUACACAAGUCAAUCUAACAGAUAAUGAAAAUCAGAAAUCUGGUGACCAAUCAAGAAGACGGAAUACUUCCAGCAGCAAAAGGCCAAACUGGCACCAUUCAAAAGACAGAAGGCAAGGGAAUAGUCAAGUGUUUAAUCCCAGUGAAAGCCACUUCAGCUCCACACAGCAGUCUUCUGGAAGGCCUGAAACCAGCGGUGAUACUCAGCGUGGCAGACAGCCAAGGAAAUUUGGAAGUCGCUCCCAUCCAGCAAGUGGUCAGAAAGAAACAUCUGAAGCAGGUGCUCAGGGAAAGCCAAGAGGACAGAGAGAUGGACACCCACAUAAAGGGAGGCCCCCAAAUCAAACACAAAAUACGUCGGAGAACGCCUCAGCGAAGAGUGGGUUUGAGCGUCGUAACCAGUCUGAGCCUCGCUGGAGAAAACCCAAGUUCAGCGGAAGUCAGUCGGACUUGCUGGAUUGUUCAGUAGAAGGCAGUGUGGCGCAUGAUACACAGAGACAGCAGAAACCACAAGAACGGAGAGAUGGGCAGCGAAGGAAGCACCCGCAACAUGUGCAAAAUAGGUCUGAGAGCGUUGUGGAAAAGAGUAGGUUUGAGCAGCGUGACCCAUCUGAGCAUCGUAGAAGAAAUCCCCGGUUCUAUGGAAGUCAGCCUAACCUGCUUGACUCCUUCAGGGAAAUCACGUUGGAAAAUGAUAACCAGCACCAGCAGAAAUCACGAGGUAGAUCCCUACACUCUCGAGGAAUGGGCAGAGCAAACCGGCCUACUACCCAUGAAAGUCAUUCACAGCAGAAUUACAAGCAACCUAGGCGACAAAACAUGGCACAAUGCACAUCCAUGUCUGACCAUAGACCCAACCAACAGCCCCAGGCUACUGGUCCUUCAGCAGCCAGACCCAGCAAACCUGCUGAACGCAGGCAGUGGAGUAUAGACAGCCGAGAGCUCCAACGGUUAGCUGGAAUGGAACCAGCAAAUGUUAUAAUGAGACUGGCCUCUCCGAGGAGUGGGCUCCAAGAUUUCCUAAACCAGGCUAAUCCUGACAAAAACCUCAUUUUGUCCUUUCUGAAAGUUCUCAAUUCAACAUUCGAAUGCCAGUCCAACCGAAGUAGUUUACAUUAUCUCCUACAACUGAUCAAGGAUUCCAUGUUUCUGAAAAUUAUCCUUCCUGGAUUUGUUGUCAGUGUUCAGACAGAAACUUUGCCAGAAGCACUUCUGGAAAACUCUGUUCACCUUGAUCCGAUAGUAAACUUGCUCCAUAAGCUGAUUACCGUCUAUCCUAUGAGCGCCUUUUUGGAAGUGUCUCUUUUAGUCUCAUUGGUGCAGGCGACGUCAAAGUACCUGCAGUCUAUUGGCUUCCCUGGCUCAACCAAAACCAGGAUAAACUUAGACAAUCUGCAGGCAAUGAUUGCAGAACUGCAGGAGAAGAAGCGAGUUGGGAAUUUGAAAUCCGAUACCUACACCUACUUCAAAGGGCCUGAAGUGGAAAACUUUAGGCGCAUUUCAGUAUACCCGACCUAUGAAGACAUCCAUUUACACAACAAACCUUAUGUGAGACCCAACAUCGUCACUGGAAAAUAUCCAGAUACCGCCACAUACCUUGAUAUACACUUCCGCUUACUCCGUGAAGACUUUGUUCGCCCGUUGAGAGAUGGGAUUUCCAAGUUGUUGUCCUGUGACCAGAAGGAACUCCGAAAGGACAAAAUAGAUGAUAUAAGAAUUUACUUUGAUGCACAUAUACUUGGUCCACUGUGCACUCGUAGUGGUGUCUUCUUCCAGGUUAAGUUUGAUAUAAAACCGCUGAAGUUCAUUCGUUGGGAGAGCUCUAAGCGACUGUUGUUUGGAUCUUUUCUUUGCCUAUCCAAAGAUAAAUUUGAAACAAUGCUCUGUGCAACAGUGGCAGACAGGGACCUCAAAGAACUAAGAAAAGGCAUUAUCACACUGCACUUCACCAAAGAUUGCCGAGAUCAAUUGGCAAGCAUUAAUUCAAGAGACUCUUUUCUCAUGGUUGAGACAACUGCAUACUUUGAAGCUUACCGUCACGUUUUGGAAGGCCUUAAAGAGAUUAAAAACAAUAAGUUACCCUUCCAGAAAUACAUUGUGGAAGGCCAGGCUCACAUUGCAGAACCCAAAUAUCUAACUUCAGGUCGUCAAGACUAUACACUUCAGCCUUUGAUGACAAACCAGUGUCUUCCAGUGCCAAAGCAGUCAAAAAUGCCCAAGUUUGCUGCCAACCAGCUGAACUUAAGCAAUAAUUUUGAUGUGUAUGACUUUGCAAAAUGGCCUUCUAAAGAGAAAUUAAAGUUUGAUGAAUCCCAAAUGCAAGCCAUGCAAUUGGCCCUAACCAAAGAGGUUGCUAUGAUCCAGGGCCCACCAGGAACAGGGAAGACUUACCUGGGACUGAAAGUUGCCAAGGUUCUUCUGGCAAAUGAGCAAGUUUGGCAAUCUGGUGCUGGUUCACCUAUAUUGGUGGUCUGCUAUACAAAUCAUGCAUUGGAUCAGUUUUUGGAAGGAAUCUUCAAAUUUAUGAACACUGGGCUGGUCAGAAUUGGAGGAAGGAGUAGCAGUAAAAUACUGUCUGCAUUUUCUAUGCAUAAGCUAAGAAAGGAGUUUAACUUCAGGAAAGAUCUGCCAAGAUAUUUGAAAGAAGCACAAACUGAGCUGAUCAACGAAAGAGAAUUGAUUCAACGUCAAAUUGAAGUAUUAGCUGCAUCGUUGGAUGCUAGUGAGAAAGGCGUACUUCAGUUGUACACGUUGUCUAAAUACAUUUCUACAAAGCACAUGCAUUAUCUUCGGGUGGGAACGGUGCCCUCUGAAGAUGAUUCCGUUGAUAAUUGCACCAUACUGGAGUGGUUAGGAAUAUCACCUACAUCCGGUGGCUAUUUCACAUUUGGAUCAACAACGCCAGAGGAAAAGACAGAAAGGGGCUCAGAUGACAUAGAGGCAGAGACUGGCAGUCAAAGUGAUCUGUUGGAUGAGGAAGAAGAUGCAGCUGAGUUAAAUCAGCUGGCCUCAGAAGGUGGUCCCUCUACUCAAUCUCACAAAGUGGAAAGGUCAGAUUUAACAUCUGCAUCCGAACAAUAUUGGAGUUCUGAAGAGGAUGAAGAGGAGACAGACUCAGAUGCUACAGAGUGGGAUACAGGAACUUCCAGUGAUCUGGCUGAAGAGGAAGAGACAUUACAAGAUGAUGACGAGCUAAUUCAGGUGACUGAGGAGGCUAAGCUUUUGGAGGCAGAUAGAAUGAUUGGAGAUGAAGACAUUCAGAAACAAGUGAAGCAUGCGACUGCCCGUGUGGCUAAAAUCCGGGAUAGUCUCCUGGCCUUUAAACCUGAAUCCCUUUCCAGAUCACAAGCUGAGAGUCACGGUGAUGGUAAAUGGGAGCAAACCAAGAAAACAAAGAAAAAAAUACAAAAAAUGAUAAAGAAACAGUUGAAGCUUCAAGACUAUAUGCCAGAAGAUGAAGCUGACUGUAUCAAUAAUGUUUGGGAACUUGCACUGCUUGAUCGCUGGAGACUCUACAGGUUGUGGUUGUCAAAGUACCAACUCGAAACCAGAUGUAAAAUAUUAGAAUCUGAACAGCUAUAUCAGAGGAUUGUUGACCGCCUUCUUGAGUUGAGAAACCAAGAGGAAGUGACCAUCCUUCGAAAGGCUAAAGUGGUGGGGAUGACCACAACAGGUGCAGCAAAAUACAGAACUGUCCUGCAGGAGAUCCAGCCAAAGAUUGUGAUUGUCGAAGAGGCAGCUGAAGUGCUGGAAGCUCACAUAAUCACUACUCUUAGCUCAGCCUGCGAGCACCUCAUUUUAAUUGGUGAUCAUCAGCAGCUUCGUCCGAGUGCAAAUGUGUAUGAACUUGCAAAAGAUUUCAACUUGGAUGUCUCCUUGUUUGAGCGGCUGAUUAGUAUGAAAACAGAAUUUGUCCGGCUUGAUUAUCAACAUCGAAUGCGCCCUGAAAUUGCAGGUCUGAUAACUCCACACAUCUAUGACAAGUUGGAAAAUUCAGCCUCUGUGAAUCUCUAUGAAAGGAUCAAGGGAGUCUCUACAAACCUCUACUUUAUUAACCAUCAGGAGCUGGAGAAUAUCACUAAGGAAGGAAAAAGCUACCACAAUCCACACGAAGCUCGUUUUGUGAAGUCCCUUUGUGAAUAUUUCAUCCAACAAGAAUACCAGCCAUCACAGAUAACUAUUCUUACCACCUACUCAGGACAGUUGCUACACUUGAGGGAGUUAAUGCCAAAAAAUCGAUUUGAUGGGGUUCGGGUCUGUGUGGUGGAUAAAUACCAAGGGGAAGAGAAUGACAUUGUGAUUCUGUCGCUCGUUCGAAGUAAUGUGAAGGGUGUGGUUGGCUUUCUGCGGAUUCCAAACCGCAUCUGCGUUGCUCUGUCUCGGGCUAAGAAAGGUUUCUAUUGCAUAGGCAACAUGACUAUGUUAUCCAACAGGGUCCCACUGUGGAGCAAUAUAGUAGAUUAUCUGUACAGAAAUGACAAAAUAGGUCCUGCCCUGAGGUUGUCCUGCCAAAACCAUCCAGAAACCUACACUUUGGUGUCCAAAUCUGAAGAGUUUAAACAGGUUCCUGAGGGAGGGUGCACCAAGGCUUGUGAUUUCCGACUGAGUUGCGGUCACGCAUGUGGUUCUCUUUGCCACCCUUUUGACCAGGAGCACAAGAAAUAUAAAUGUCUCAAACCCUGCCAGCGAAGCUGUAAGGAGGGCCACCAGUGUCGUGACAUCUGCUCUAACCCAUGUGGCAAGUGUAAUGUCAAGGUGACUAAAGUAGUCCCUCACUGUGGUCAUGAGCAACAGAUGCCCUGCUUCUGUCCACCAGAAGUGUUUGUCUGCCAGGAGCCUUGCACCAAAGCCAUUGAGUGUGGCCACUCGUGCAUGCGGCGCUGUGGGGAGAUCUGCACAAAGAAGUGCCCUGUAAAGGUCAGUGUCAUGUUGAGUUGUGGGCACAAGAACAAGGUGAUGUGCCACUUGUGGAUGGAGGCUGAGGCAGGCGGUGAACCCUUGUUGUGCCAGACACCAUGCGGCGGGCAGCUGGCGUGCGGCCAUUCCUGUCAGGCUACCUGUUCCGAGUGCGCCGGUGGGUGGCUUCACCCCCCCUGCAGCGCCCCCUGUCAGCGAAUGUUGGUCUGCUCUCACGUGUGCCAGAAACAGUGCACCCCCACAGACUGCCCUCCUUGUGGACGGCCGUGUGAGAACCGCUGCCCGCACGGCAAGUGUCCGAAUAAGUGCGGUGAGAUGUGUGUGCCCUGUACCAAGCCCUGCCAGUGGGCCUGUCCACACUCGCGCUGCACAAGGCUGUGCCAUGAGCCGUGUGACCGGGAGCCCUGCAACAGGCCUUGCCUGAAAGUGCUUAAGUGCAAACACGCUUGCAUCGGUCUGUGUGGAGAGCCAUGCCCCAGCAAGUGCCGUGUGUGCCAUGAGGCUGAGGUCACUGAGAUAUUCUUUGGGAAUGAAGAUGACCCUAAAAGCAGAUUUGUCCAACUGGAAGACUGCCAGCAUGUCUUUGCACUGCCUGGGUUUGAUGACCUGAUGCGACAGUCGGAACAUAACAAGUCCACACCGAGGCUCUUCAAUUGUCCUAAAUGCUCUACACCGAUUCGGCGGAAUAUGCAUUAUGGAAACAUCAUCAAGAGCACUUUGGCUAAAAUAGAAGAAGCCAAAGCAAAGAUUUUGAGAGAUAAAGAAGAUCUGAAUAGCUGGUGGAGCUCUCUUGAAAACUGUCUGGAAACGAAGGUGGAAUUGUCUAACUGUUAUCCAACAGAAUUCGAAAAUCUGUAGUUUCAACUGCAAGAGCCAAAUACGAACAGGUGGAAGUUGGAUGUCCUUGGAAAUCAGAUCAACCUCCUAUCCAAAGUUACUAAGUUGAAAUCCAAAGCAAAUGUGCUCCUAAAACAACAGUGAAUGAAAAUUGAGAAUGAAGCCAAGUUGCAGGCAAAAUGGAUCCUGAGAAGUAGAGUUCAGUUUACUGCUCAAGAGAUUUCAAAUAUCAAUAGGGAAAUUUCAAAGCUAACACACCUAAGUGACAUAUACUUAAUACAAAACUCCAUGCAAGAACAAGGAAGAGAGUUUGAUCAUGCAGCACAGUUAACUGUCGAUGACCUUCUACAAGUACUUGAAGGUAGAAAAGCAAAAUAUGAUGAGGGAUGAUUGCAAGAGAGUGUCAAUACAUUUAAAAACACAUCAUUACAAGAUAGACACUGCCUUAUUACUUGAAAUUUACUGCUGCAAAACUCAUGGGGCCACUGAUACAAUUGAUGUGCAGGUGCAUUAAAUGCAUUUGGACAUUGUUAGUUAAGUGUAUGAAAUGAAACAUUAGAUUAGACUUACAGUGUGGAAACAGGCCCUUCGGCCCAACAAGUCCACACCGACCCGCCGAAGCGCAACCCACCUAUACCCCUACAUUUACCCCUUACCUAACACUAUGGGCAAUUUAGCUUGGCCAAUUCACCUGACUUAGAAUUAGCAGUAAAAUAAAUUAGGAUUUUUGCAUAAGCAACUAGAAUAGCUUUAGA
Messenger RNA from Hemiscyllium ocellatum (epaulette shark), 6542 nucleotides. RefSeq names its product NFX1-type zinc finger-containing protein 1-like. The record is from RefSeq and is a predicted model, not a curated record. The transcript has 18 exons. Gene Ontology annotation, cellular component: nucleus; nuclear RNA-directed RNA polymerase complex. Gene Ontology annotation, molecular function: helicase activity; zinc ion binding. Lineage: Eukaryota; Metazoa; Chordata; Chondrichthyes; Orectolobiformes; Hemiscylliidae. Gene Ontology annotation, biological process: regulatory ncRNA-mediated heterochromatin formation.